CCAAAAGCAACAAACCUUCGUUCUCACGUUAAUUCUACUUACGCCAAACCAAACCAUGAGCUAUAGGCUAUAGCUAGCACAUAGUUUUUUUGUGUGGAGAAGAUAUACAUACCAGACCAAACCAAAGCAGCAGAUCAACCAUGAAGUUCCUGUUGGAGUUGGGGUCGUGUUACCGUUCGUCGUCGUCGUCGAAGCAAACUCAAGAUCAUGAGAUGAUCAGAAGCCGUGUGAGAAGAUCGAAGUCUGCAGAGUCUGCUCAACAAUGGAGGCCAGCUCUUGUUGCAAUCUCAGAGGAUGGGGUUGCUUCUGGUCACGAGGUUAAGGCUCAGUCUGAGAAGAUAUCAUCCAAGAAAGGACGUAAGGCCAAGGCUCGAAGCCUCAGUUCCAUUAGUCACGACGAGCUCUCCGGGGGAAACAAUGUGUCUGUGUUCGUACCUGCAGCGUUUGCAGCAACCCCCUUCAUGUUCUGAUGAGUUUGCGGCAACCCCCUUCAUGAACAUAUACAGAGUCUGGAUCAGUUUUACUUUUACUGUUUUCUUUUGUUGUAAUUAUUAUGUAAGUUAAGAGGAUGGUAUUUUAUUUGGAAUUUUCAUGUACUGUGCAGAAUUUGAGAACUAGCUUAUACAGACUGAGAUUAACUCCUCUCC
Messenger RNA from Prunus avium (sweet cherry), 647 nucleotides. RefSeq lists its product as uncharacterized. NCBI's taxonomy places the organism in Eukaryota, Viridiplantae, Streptophyta, Magnoliopsida, Rosales, Rosaceae. The record is from RefSeq and is a predicted model, not a curated record.